AUGGCUGCCGCGCGCCCACAGCCCCAGAGUCCCGGCUCAUCGACCUCGGAGUCCCGAUCUCCGGAGUCACCGGACCUGGUCCUGGUGCCCGAUGAUGACCGUCCCACCACACCCCCGAAUGACCUCAUCGAGAUCCAGGUCGUGAGGGUAACAGACACCACACUGGUCCCUGAGCCCCCAGAGCCGGGCUCCCUCCACUGUGCCUUGUGCCCAGCUGCCUUCCGGCUGGUUUCCGACCUCCUCUUCCACGAACAUGGCCACCUGGCGGGGGCUGAGGGUGGCGGGCAGGGUGGAGACCCCUGCCGGUGUCACGUGUGUGGUCACCGCUGCCCGGGUCCUGCCAGCCUCCGAGCUCACUACAGCCUGCACACAGGAGAACGUCCCUACCGCUGCCCCCUCUGCCCCCGAGCCUUCAAGGCCCUGGCGCCCUUGCUCCGGCACCAGCUCCGACAUGGGGUGGACACGCCGCCCUCCCAGAGGCCUCCGGACGCAGCAGCGGCUGUUGGGGAGCAGCGGCCCGGGGUGCCCCAGGAGAGGGCGGAGGUAGUGAUGGCUGCGGCGGCGGCAGGUGCGGCCGUGGGGAAGCCCUUUGCGUGCAGGUUCUGCGCCAAGCCUUUCCGCCGCUCCUCAGACAUGCGCGACCACGAGCGCGUCCACACGGGCGAGCGGCCCUACCACUGUGGCGUCUGCGGCAAAGGCUUCACCCAGUCCUCGGUGCUCAGUGGCCACGCCCGCAUCCACACGGGUGAGCGCCCCUUCCGCUGCACCCUCUGCGAUCGUACCUUCAACAACUCCUCCAACUUCCGGAAGCACCAGCGCACCCACUUCCACGGACCCGGGCCUGGGCUUGGCCUCGGGCUGGGAGACUUAGGUGGCCCACUGGGGUCAGCGACCGAGGGGUUGGGGCGUGGGUAUGGGGCAGGAAACACCUUGCAAGAGGGGCGAGGGGAGACCGUGAAGGUGAAAGCGGAGGCCAAUCAGUAG
Messenger RNA from Chrysochloris asiatica (Cape golden mole), 984 nucleotides. RefSeq names its product zinc finger protein 784 (gene ZNF784). The transcript is spliced from 2 exons. Gene Ontology annotation, cellular component: nucleus. Gene Ontology annotation, biological process: regulation of transcription by RNA polymerase II. The record is from RefSeq and is a predicted model, not a curated record. NCBI's taxonomy places the organism in Eukaryota, Metazoa, Chordata, Mammalia, Afrosoricida, Chrysochloridae. Gene Ontology annotation, molecular function: RNA polymerase II cis-regulatory region sequence-specific DNA binding; DNA-binding transcription factor activity, RNA polymerase II-specific. The coding region runs from base 1 to 984 and encodes 327 amino acids.